GGUACACGAAGGUAUCACCGUGUCAGCCAGCACACCUUGGUAUUAGUUCAGGGUGCGACAACUUACGACAUACAGUAGCUGGGAUAAAAACAAAAAAGGAACAAAAUGGCUGUUAGUGUAAUUCAAAGCAUGAGGAACAUAUUUCUGUCCUUUCUGCUCUACAUAUUUGUUCCAAUCCAAGCAGACAUCUGCUAUUUCCCUGACAGCUAUACACCAUACAAAACCUGUGAUUUUGGUUGCUGUGAUAACUACUGCUGCCCUUUUAAAGAAACUGCCAUAGCCUACAAUUUCGGACCAAUCAUUGGUGCCGUGGUCAGCGGUGGUAUAGCUCUGUUCAUUAUUAUACUUGCAAUCUGUCUGUGUCGCAGAAGAAGGCGUCAACCUGGAGUUAUCAUACAAAGUUCAGGGGCGACAACUGCCAUGGUUUAUCAUCAAAGUACCACGACUCAGGGUGAAAUAGUCAACACAGUCAACAUGCCUCCAGGGAUUGUCUACCCACCUCAACCAUAUGGCGCAUAUCCAUAUCCACCAGACAAAAUUAUGCAGCCGCCCCCAUAUUAUCAACCGGCGCCCCCUAGCUACGACAACCUGUCUCCCCCAGCUUACCUUCCCAGUGCGCCUGCCGAGAACGUCUAUCACGAUCAAGGCGGAGUAGACAACGCAGCUUUCAAACAUUAAGACUUAAGACAAUAGCUCAUUCUUUUUUUGUGUAUAUAUUGUAAUCAUCAUCAUCAUCAUCAUCAAACUCCAUUAGAGUGAGGGUUGGAGAGGCUCAAAUCCUCUCUUGCAAAAGCCCUGGACAGAAACCCUGCUGUCUUGCGUAGUGCAUAAAUGUCGCCAUACAGGUCGAGAAUUUUGGGUUUUCCAGACCUGUCGAGACGGAGAUCAGCAAGUCUGGGGCAGUCAAACAGAAUAUGAGGCACGGUUUCCUCUUCUUCCACGCAGCGGGGAAACCGUGAAUCAAUUUGGCCAUAGCCGCGAGAAAUAUGAGCCAACAGGACAGUGGCCUGUCCUGCACUAUGCUAUAAUAGCUUGCUCAGGCCUGGACAGCCUCCACCACGGGGAAGUGCGCCUCAUGCGCUCCCAGACUCCACGGGCUUUUUGGGACUUGUCCCAGCACUCAAACCACUUUUCCAUUUCUGUUUUGUUUUGUAUUAUAGCCAGGGCUUGAUGAAAGCUUACAGCCUGUUCAGUGGGUGGAAUUUGCCCUCCCUGGUGGGCCAAAGAGUCUGCAAUUGUGUUGCCUGUCAUAUAUUGUAAUAACUCUAGGGCAAGCGACUUAACAUAUGGGAGUUAAAAGAUGAUAAGAGCUAUGAAAGACCAAAAUGAAUUACAGAAACAAAUAGGGCAGUCCGCCUUCACAAAACUUCUCAGCUCCCUAACUCCAGCAGAAGGAAACCCUGCAUCUAAUUAGUGUGUUCUUACCCCGUUCUAAACCGUGAGCUUUAUUGUUCAGAUUGGCAGUGCGCAUGGCAGAGUUUGUACACUAUAUACAUGGCUGAACAGUGUACACAUUUAAUGCAUAUGUAUAUAAAACUUGUUAUUAUUAAUAUAAACUGGUUUAAUGUUUAUAUGUGAGGCAUGUAUCUGUAUUACAAGAUUAAUUUCAAUCGCGAGUAAAAAAAAACAUAACUCUUCUCUUCUUUAGGGAUUUUGAAUGGUAUAAGUUAUGUUAAAGUAGCUUCCCUUUAAUAAACCGUCGUUAGCAUAAACUAGUUGUGAGAAGCUGCCAGGUCUUUUAUUAUAGAGAUUGAUUAUAAGCAAUUAUAACAACAAUUUUAACCAAACUGGUGACCUUUAGAAAUUCAAACUUAAAUCUUCAUCAGUUUAGUUUUAGUGAUGUUAUAACGAUGAUUAAGAAAAAACACUCCUUCUCUCCUAUUUGACGAUACCAUCGUUGAUUUAACCCAAUCAGAUUUUGUUUCUCCAAUUUGACGAUACCAUCGUUGAUUUAACCCCAUCAGACUUUUUUUCUCCAAAUUGACGAUACCAUCGUUGAUUUAACCCCAUCAGACUUUUUUUUCUCCAAUUUGACGAUACCAUCGUUGAUUUAACCCCAUCAGACUUUUUUUUCUCCAAUUUGACGAUACCAUCGUUGAUUUAACCCCAUCAGACUUUUUUUUCUCCAAAUUGACGAUACCAUCGUUGAUUUAACCCCAUCAGACUUUUUUUCUCCAAUUUGACGAUACCAUCGUUGAUUUAACCCCAUCAGACUUUUUUUUCUCCAAUUUGACGAUACCAUCGUUGAUUUAACCCCAUCAGACUUUUUUUUCUCCAAAUUGACGAUACCAUCGUUGAUUUAACCCCAUCAGACUUUUUUUCUCCAAUUUGACGAUACCAUCGUUGAUUUAACCCCAUCAGACUUUUUUUUUCUCCAAUUUGACGAUACCAUCGUUGAUUUAACCCCAUCAGACUUGUUUUCUCCAAUUUGACGAUACCAUCGUUGAUUUAACCCCAUCAGACUUUUUUUUUCUCCAAUUUGACGAUACCAUCGUUGAUUUAACCCCAUCAGACUUUUUUUUCUCCAAUUCGACGAUACCAUCGUUGAUUUAACCCCAUCAAACUUUUUUUCUCCAAUUUGACGAUACCAUCGUUGAUUUAACCCCAUCAGACUUUUUUUUCUCCAAUUUGACGAUACCAUCGUUGAUUUAACCCCAUCAGACUUUUUUUUCUCCAAUUCGACGAUACCAUCGUUGAUUUAACCCCAUCAUUUGUUUUUUUUUUAUUAACACUAAUUUGUGUUGUAUAAAAAGAGAUUACUUUCCUUUCAACUCUAUAGCAAAUAAAAUAUUUUCUGAUAACAAAGUUAUAGAAGUUUAAUCAUAACAGGGAAUGGAACUUCAAAUGAACGAAAUGAAUAAUUCCGUUGGAACAGAACCAAAUUUCAUUAUAUUACGGAGAGAAAGAGUUAAACUUACUUUUAUCCUUUAGCUUAACCCGUUACUAUAAGCUCAUACUUUCUUUAUUGUCAAAAGAGAGUAAAAUGGUGGAAGGUGGUCAAAAAUGUAAAAAAAAAAGAAUUAUUUAUUUCAAGCUGAGAUUUCUCACAUGUAUGUAUGUUUAUUAAGGUUGAUUGAGCGUAACGCGAAUGUCCUAGGUUCGAUCCCCAUAUUGAUCAAUUUUUUUUUUCAUUAUUUUUCAAUGAUAAAAAAGAAAAGAAUCUUCAAUGAAUGUUUAGAUUACCAUACCAUUUGUAAAACGUAGGAAUUGAUUUAAUUUUGUUAAAUAUUACUUUUUUAUGUAUCGUGGGUAUUUCACAUUGUGUAUUAAUUUGUAAAUAAACCUGUGUAAUAUCCACUAUAAAAUAUGUAGCUAUUUAAUAUUAAUUUUUUUAAUCACAAUUGUUACGACAAUAAUAAAAUGGUUUGUUUGUGAUAGUCGUAAUGA
Messenger RNA from Biomphalaria glabrata, 3387 nucleotides. RefSeq names its product cysteine and tyrosine-rich protein 1-like. Bases 106 to 678 code for a protein of 190 amino acids. NCBI's taxonomy places the organism in Eukaryota, Metazoa, Mollusca, Gastropoda, Planorbidae. The record is from RefSeq and is a predicted model, not a curated record. The transcript is spliced from 4 exons.